Messenger RNA from Fraxinus pennsylvanica, 594 nucleotides. The record is from the annotation of a GenBank genome assembly. Lineage: Eukaryota; Viridiplantae; Streptophyta; Magnoliopsida; Lamiales; Oleaceae.
AUGGUUCACGUCAGUUUUUACCGCAACUAUGGGAAGACAUUUAAGAAGCCUCGCCGUCCAUACGAGAAGGAGCGUUUGGAUGCAGAGCUGAAGCUUGUUGGUGAAUACGGGCUCCGAUGCAAGAGAGAGCUCUGGAGGGUGCAGUAUGCAUUGAGUCGUAUUCGUAAUGCUGCUAGAAAUCUUCUCACCCUUGAUGAGAAAGACCCCCGUCGUAUCUUUGAGGGUGAAGCCCUUUUACGCAGGAUGAACAGGUACGGGCUUUUGGAUGAGAGCCAGAAUAAGCUCGAUUAUGUCUUGGCACUUACUGUGGAGAACUUCCUUGAACGCCGCCUCCAAACACUUGUGUUCAAGGCUGGUAUGGCCAAGUCAAUUCAUCAUGCCCGUGUGCUCAUCAGGCAGAGGCAUAUCAGGGUUGGGAGGCAGGUGGUUAAUGUGCCAUCCUUCAUGGUGCGAGUCGACUCACAGAAGCACGUCGACUUCUCCCUCACUAGUCCUUUUGGUGGUGGUCGACCUGGAAGAGUGAAGCGAAAGAACCAGAAAGCUGCUGCAAAGAAGGCAUCUGGUGGCGAUGGUGAUGAAGAAGACGAAGAUUAA